AUCAUUUCCAUUUCCCACAGCCACAUAAGAUCAUGGCCUUCACCUUGACUUUGGAUGGUAAAUAAAGCUACAUACAUAUCAUCAUCAUCAUCAUCAUCUUCUAGUGAAAGAUGUGUGUUUUCUUCUUGUGUGAAGCCAAACCCACAACAACAACUACAAGCACAACCAUUGGAACCCAACAUAGUGCUGAACAACCUCGGUAAAUAACCAUGGAUAGCACCGAAGACUCGUCAACGAGUUCACAACAACAACCGAACCUCCCACCCGGGUUUCGGUUCCACCCCACAGACGAAGAGCUCGUGGUUCACUACCUCAAGAAGAAAGUUGAUUCUGUUCCUCUCCCUGUUUCAAUCAUCGCUGAUGUUGAUCUCUACAAGUUUGAUCCAUGGGAAUUACCAGCUAAGGCAUCGUUUGGGGAGGAAGAGUGGUACUUUUUCAGUCCGAGAGAUAGGAAGUACCCAAAUGGCGCGAGGCCAAACAGGGCUGCAACUUCAGGGUACUGGAAGGCGACGGGCACAGAUAAACCCAUAUGCAGUGGAACUCAAAAGGUUGGUGUGAAGAAAUCUUUGGUUUUCUACGGAGGAAAGCCACCAAAAGGGGUGAAAACCGAUUGGAUCAUGCAUGAGUAUCGUCUCGCUGAAACCAAGCCUAACAACAGACCACCUGGGUGUGACUUGGGCCACAAGAAAAACUCCCUAAGGCUGGAUGAUUGGGUGUUGUGCCGGAUCUACAAGAAGGGGAACACACAAAGGUCAGCUAUGGAGCAUGAGAGGGAUGAUUCCAUGGAUGACAUGAUUGGAGAAGUACCUUCUUCCAUGAACGUGGGCCACAUGAAUGCGAGAUUUCACCUUUCAAAGAUGUCUACCAGCUACAGUGGUGCAUUGUUGGAAAAUGACAGAAACACGUUAGAAGGGGUGGUUAUAGGCAAUGGUGUGAAUGGAAUCAGCACUACUACAAGUGCCAUGCCAUCUCACUUUGGCACUUCAAACUCCAAGCCAGAUCACCUUCCUUUUGCCCUUUCAAACAACGCUUCAGCCUCCAAAAGAACACUCUCAACACUCUAUAACUGGAACCACGACACUGAUCAAAAACACUUCAAUUUGGACAAUAAUGGUAAUGUGAGUGUUGUGAGGACUGAAGAAGACAACAAUGCUUCUCCUGGCUCCUUUGCUACUCUGCUUAACCAGCUCCCACAAACACCUUCAUUGCCUCAAAUAGGGUCUAUGGGAGAUGGGUUACUUAGGACACAAUACCAAAUACAAGGGACUAAUUGGUACGGCUAACUCCUCUUUCGGAUAUAUGAUAUCAUAAUUAUAAUGAAUGCACAAGGAGGAGCUCAACUAUGGUGUGGCAAGGAAUCCUCAAUUGUGGUUUAAUUGUCUUAGGAAAAUUGAAGAACGUUAGAGUACUCUCUAAUCAAUGUUUUCCUUCAACUAUUUGCAGGUAGCUCCAGGUAAUUAAUAUCACAUGAGGUGAGGGAGUGAGCCACAUGGUACUUAGUUUUAUAUAUAGAUUCAUAUAGAAUGAUAGGAUAGAGAUAUAGAGAUAGAUAUAGAGACAUAUUUGCUUGUUUUAUAUUGGUGUGUAAAGAAACAAAAGAAGGGUGCUCUUUGUGUACAAAAUUUCAAGAGGGUAAGAAAAAAGAGUUGGCCAUUUAUAUUUAUAUUUAUAUGUAUACUUUGCUCUAAGAUACAACUGAAGAAUGUAGAACAUAUACUUCAGAAUGAAAUAUAUUGAUGCAAGAGUUUAAAUA
Messenger RNA from Vigna unguiculata (cowpea), 1753 nucleotides. Its product is annotated as NAC transcription factor 56-like. Gene Ontology annotation, biological process: system development; regulation of DNA-templated transcription. The record is from RefSeq and is a predicted model, not a curated record. Gene Ontology annotation, molecular function: DNA binding. Lineage: Eukaryota; Viridiplantae; Streptophyta; Magnoliopsida; Fabales; Fabaceae.